Molecule: messenger RNA, 499 nt
Organism: Lecanosticta acicola
Lineage: Eukaryota; Fungi; Ascomycota; Dothideomycetes; Mycosphaerellales; Mycosphaerellaceae
Source: the annotation of a GenBank genome assembly
AUGCAAUUCAUUCUUCCUGCGCUGGCUUUGUUCACGACGGCACUUGCUCAACAGCAGUGUUACCGACGACAACUGCCGCAGGGUUACCCACCCCAAGGUACCAUCACCGUACAGUUUCCCAAUGGAGUCAACCCUGGUUUUGGACCGACCGCAUGCCAGCAGGUGAACAAUUAUGGGUAUGUUGUAUUUCUAGCCAUCACUGCUCAAAAGAAUGAAGUCGCUAAUCGAGGCUGCUAGAUACGUGGCCGAGAUCAACUACCGUUCGGUGGUGAGUAUACCUACUUCGUGAGCUCGAGCCCAGGAGACUGACGGAUGAUUCUUGGUAGGACUUUUGCAACUAUGGACAACGAUACGUGGUCCAGACUUGCGAUUUCCCCUGCUGCAAAGCCUUGGUAUGUUUGCAAAGCCAGCCAAUUUUCCUUCGAUGUCAAUACCUCGGCUAAACGGUAUCUAGGCUGCCGUCGAUGGGUCGGCUGGUACUUGCGUGUGCGGCCUUUAA